AUGCUUCCACCAGAGGCCAGCGACAGAGGGGCAGAGACCCUGAGAGCCUCACCACAGCAUUACUGCCCCCAGGAGCUCCCACCUCCUCAGCAGCACCGUGUCCCCUGUGCCGACAGCAGCAGCAGGCACUCGGGCAGCAUCUUCCCGGGGGUGCUCCUCAGGACUCCUGUCUGGGGGAAGGACCAUUAUGGGCACCAGACUGUGCCCCAGCUCAUUGCAGAGAAGGAAUUUGAAGCCCUAACUCUGCAGCUGUCAGGGGACUCUGUCCAGCUCCUGACACGGUGGUACUGGUGGGAUGAGAAGGUGCUGCCCACCUGCUGGCAUCGCCUGGAGAGACGCCAGGAAGGCUGGAAGGCAGAGAGGGAAAGGCUGGGGAUUCCAACAGACAAAUUGGGCAAGGGACAAACAGUGAGUUAUAAAAAAAAAGAGGACAAUCUGGACAGUGAAGCACAACAGCUGCUCAGCAACCUUAAAGCAAAAAUUGCAAGCCAUUAUCCCAAACACAUUAAAGUACACACAUGGGCAUACAGUAAAGACUCUGGGAACGUUCAGCACAAGGAGAAUAAAAAAUACCUGAAACAACUUUGUGAGCAGCAGAAUAAUGAUAAAACCCACACAACCCUCACCCUUUAUGGGCCCACCAGGCUGUGGAAAAACAGCUGUGACUUGCAGCUGGUUGGGAUUCAUUUGCUGGGGACAUCCCAGCAUGGCUCUGCCACUCACAGCCUGUUGAGGGACAUCCCUCUCCAAGAAUGUUUAGCAUUUGAUUUGCCACCACCUCCAGCCCAGCCCAGACAGACUUGCAGGGAUUUAGUCUUGUUCCUCAGUGAACUCCUCCUCGUUUCUCCCAUGGUGGCAUGCAGACACUGGUGGUGUUCCUUGACUCUGUGGUUACUUCCUGGCGGUGGAGCUCACAGAUCCCGCUGGCUCCCUGCAGAUUGCCCUCCAAAGGUCCACAUCAUCAUUUCCAUUUCCACAGCAGAGCCUGAUACUCUGAAAGCUCUCCAACACCCUGUGCCUGAGGCUGAAGUCUGCUUUGAAGAAGGACCAUUAUCCUGUGAGAAAAUGCUAGAGAUGCUCUUAGCAUCAGACAAACGUCAGCUAAGCCCAGCUCAACAGGCCGUUAGAGCUUUCCUAGUGGUGGGCAAGCCCUGCUUCAAGCUGGCCUUCCAUGAGGCUAGAAAAUGGGCAUCUUACAUUUCACCUUCAGAACCAGUGGUUGCUGGCACAGCCCAGGACACCAUGAACCAACUGUGCGAGAGCCAGGAAAGUCACACAGCAGUCCUUGUGACUCACAGGCUCGGCUAUAUGGCUUCCUCACAGCCAGUACUGCUCGAGAUUGUUGGUGACUGGUACUUUCAAACUGCCAGAAAAACCACUCACCCUCCCACUACGGAUAUCAGUGUAAAAAGUAAGGGGGAGGAUAAAUCAUUUCCUUUCACAUAUCACACUUCAUUUUGCAAGAAUAAGCUGUCAGACAUGGCGAUGAACGACAUUUUAUCCCUUGAUGAUGAAGUUCUCUCAAAGAUUCACCAGUUUUACUUCAUUCAAGUAAAGCUACCUUGUGCUUCCCACGUCCCCCACCAGGCACGGCUCCACAGUGAUGCCGGCAAGCGGAGGGCAGAUGGCUUCACACUCCGUGGCUUUGCACACAGGUACUCCUGGAGGGCAGAGGAGGAGAAGCCAAACCUCAAAAAAACCCAGCCUCUAGCUCCCUAUUCCAGGACAUCUAUUACUUUUUCCCUUCACAUGCACUUUGUUCAAGUGGUGCAGAAUCGUUAUCUAUCAAAACAAGACCAAAUCAAGAGGCAUUUUCUCAUGGUAGAUUAUUUCUUCAAGAGAACUUGGAGCUGGGGAAUGAAGAAACUUCUUACAUUGCCACACUUUAGCAGGAUCUUGAAUGCCAACAGGAAGGCAGCCCCUCAGCCACGCUGGUUCUCUAAUACUGUUGCAAAUCUGAGGAAGCUGAGUGAACUGCCAUUUCAUUUACUUAAUGGAUGAAUUGAGGCACUAAAAUGGGAUGUGCUGGCUAAGGACCAGGCAAGAGUGGGGGAAGUGUGUGACACACCGGACAGCUCUGCCUGAGCGAGAUGCCUGGAAAUAGCUGAGCAAAACCAGCUCCUUUUCAGAGGGUUUGUAUCUGGAACAGUCCUUGUCUUUCCACUGAACUCCAGGCAGGAUGCAGUAUGAAUCCCACCCCCACAGCCACAGACCAUCAACGACAUGGCAAUCAACGAGCAGGAAGAGCAGCUUGCCACAGCACACGAUGAUUUAGCCCUUGUGCUGGCUAUCAUCCCUGCAGAUCCAUGCCCAGUGAUCGACAGGUCCACCUACACCUUUAAAACUCAGAUCCCUGGCGCUCUGAUUUCCAGAGUUGUUGUCUUUGCAGAUAGAGUCCUCUAUGGCACGACUAAUGGGGACAGUCCUUUAUGA
Messenger RNA from Athene cunicularia (burrowing owl), 2433 nucleotides. RefSeq names its product NACHT and WD repeat domain containing 1 (gene NWD1). NCBI's taxonomy places the organism in Eukaryota, Metazoa, Chordata, Aves, Strigiformes, Strigidae. The record is from RefSeq and is a predicted model, not a curated record.